AGAAGAAACUUCAUCAUCUCAGGACCCUUGGGGGACCAGUGAGUCUCAGCCAGUCCAGCCGACGAGUGAUCUCACCCUUCAAGUGACCCCUGCCUCCUUCCCUUCGAAGUCCUUUACCUGUCCACCUUACACCAGAGCCGUUCAACCACAGUAAAAGGAAAGCAAGCAAGGAUGGAUUUCUACGAUACUCAAACAUUGGGAGUGGUGGUCUUUGGUGGAUUCAUGAUUGUUUCUGCCAUUGGCAUCUUUCUGGUGUCAACCUUCUCCAUGAAGGAGACAUCAUAUGAGGAAGCCCUAGCCAACCAGCGCAAGGAGAUGGCCAAAACUCAUCCCCAGAAAAUAGAGAAGAAGAAGAAGGAGAAAACAGUGGAUAAGAAAGGAAAGACCAAGAAAAAAGAAGAGAAACCCAAUGGAAAGAUACCUGAUCAUGAGCCAGCUCCCAACGUGACUAUUCUACAUAAAGACACAGUCAGAGCUCCUUCAAUGGCCGUGGCACCAACUCCCAUCCAUUCCUCUGUAGUUCUUACCCCAAUAGCCACCGUAGCAGCCAUGCCCCAAGAGAAGCUGGCUUCUUCCCCUAAGGACAAAAAGAAGAAGGACAAAAAAGUGGCAAAGGUGGAGCCAGCCAUGAGUUCUGUAGUGAAUUCUGUUCAGGUUCUUGCCUCCAAGGCAGCCAUCUUGGAAACUGCCCCCAAGGAGGUGCCGAUGGUGGUCGUGUCCCCAGUGGGUGCUAAGACCACUGGCACUGCACAGGGCAAGAAGGCAGAGGGAGGCCAGAACCAGGGCAAAAAAGCUGAAGGGGCUCAGAGCCAGGGCAAGAAGGCAGAGGGCAAAAAGGCUGAAGGGGUGCCAAACCAGGGCAAAAAGGCAGAAGGGGCCAAGAAGACAGAGGGGAGCCCUAACCAGAGCAAGAAGGCAGAGGGAGCCCAGAAUCAAGGCAAGAAAACAGAGGGAGCCCAGAAUCAAGGGAAGAAAGCGGAAGGAACCCAAAAUCAAGGCAAAAAGGCAGAAGGGGCUCAAAAUCAGGGCAAGAAGACAGAGGGAGCUCAGAAUCAGGGCAAAAAGUCAGAGAGUGCCCAGAGCCUGGGUAAAAAAGCAGAGGGAGCUCAGAAUCAGGGCAAGAAGGCAGAGAAUGCCCAGAACCAGGGUAAGAAGACUGAAGGGGCCCAGAAUCAAGGUAAAAAAGCAGAGGGAGCUCAGAAUCAGGGCAAGAAGACAGAAGGGGCCCAGAAUCAAAACAAGAAGGCUGAAGGGGCUCAGAACCAGAGCAAGAAAACAGAGGGAGCCCAGAAUCAGGGCAAGAAAGCUGAAGGGGCCCAGAAUCAAGGCAAAAAAGCAGAGGGAGCCCAGAAUCAGGGCAAGAAAGCAGAGGGAGCCCAGAAUCAGGGCAAGAAAGCUGAAGGAGCCCAGAAUCAAACCAAGAAGGCUGAAGGAGCCCAAAAUCAAGGCAAGAAAGCAGAAGGAGCCCAGAACCAGAGCAAGAAGGCAGAGGGAGCUCAGAACCAGGGCAAAAAGGCAGAGGGAGCCCAGAAUCAAGGCAAAAAAGCAGAAGGAGCCCAGAAUCAGGGCAAAAAGGCAGAGGGGGCUCAGAAUCAGGGCAAGAAGGCCGAAGGGGCUCAGAAUCAAGGCAAAAAAGCAGAAGGAGCUCAGAAUCAGGGCAAAAAGUCAGAGGGGACUCAAAAUCAAGGCAAGAAGGCAGAGGGGAGCCCUAACCAGGGUAAGAAGACAGAGGGGGCCCCUAACCAAGGCAAGAAGGCAGAGGGGGGCCCUAACCAAGGCAAGAAGGCAGAGGGGGACCCUAACCAAGGCAAGAAAGCAGAGGGAGCCCAGGGCAAAAAGGCAGAUGGAACCCCCAAUCAGGGCAAAAAGGCAGAAGGGGCUCAAAAUCAGGGCAAAAAGGUAGAUUCAGUUGCUAAUCAGGGUACAAAGGCAGGUGUUGGAAACCAGGGGAAAAAGGCAGAGGGCACUCCAAACCAAGGCAAAAAGGCAGAGGGAACCCCAAACCAAGGCAAAAAGGCAGAGGGAACCCCAAACCAAGGCAAAAAGGCAGAGGGAACCCCAAACCAAGGCAAAAAGGCAGAAGGUUCCCCUAACCAGGGCAAAAAGGCAGAAGGUUCCCCUAACCAGGGCAAAAAGGCAGAGUCAGCUCCUGUUCAGAGCAAGGACACAGAUGUGGUUCAGAGCCACGAUGCAGUGAAGCUAGAGGCCCCUGCAAAGAAGAAAUCUGGUUCAAAGAAGAGAGGAGGUGAGCCUGGACCUCAGGAUGCUGACGGCCCUCUCUGCCUCCCCUACAAGACGCUGGUGUCCACUGUGGGAAGCAUGGUGUUGAGUGAAGGUGAGGCCCAGCGGCUCAUCGAGAUACUGUCUGAGAAGGCAGGUGUCCAGGAUACCUGGCACAAGGCCUCUCAGAAGGGCGACCCUGUGGCCAUUCUGAAACGUCAGCUGGAGGAGAAGGAGAAACUGCUGGCCACAGAGCAGGAAGAUGCAUCCGUUGCCAAGAGCAAGCUUCGGGAACUUAAUAAGGAGCUGGCAUCAGAAAAGGCCAAAGCUGCAGCCGGAGAGGCUAAGGUGAAGAAGCAGCUGGUGGCCCGGGAGCAGGAGAUCACAGCUGUGCAGGCGCGCAUGGAGGCCAGCUACCAAGAGCACAUGAAAGAAGUGCAGCAGCUGCAGGGCAAGAUUCGGACUCUUCAAGAGCAGCUGGAGAAUGGCCCCAAUACACAGCUGGCCCGCCUGCAGCAGGAGAACUCCAUCCUGAGGGAUGCCUUGAACCAGGCCACCAGCCAGGUGGAAAGCAAGCAGAACGCAGAGCUGGCCAAACUCCGGCAAGAGCUCAACAAGGUCAGCAAGGAACUGACUGAGAGGUCAGAGUCUGCCCGGCAGGAGGAGCAGCAGCGGAAGGCUCUGGAAGCCAAGGCAACUGCCUUCGAGAAGCAGGUUCUGCAGCUGCAGAUGUCCCACAAGGAGAGCGAGGACGCCCUCCAGAAGCGCCUGGACGAGGUCAGCCGGGAACUGUGCCGCUCCCAGACGAGCCACGCCAGCCUCCGGGCAGACGCCGAGAAAGCCCAGGAGCAGCAGCAGCAGAUGAAGGAGCUGCACAGCAAACUCCAGUUCUCUGAGGCCGAGGUGAAGAGCAAGAGCGAGGAGCUAAGUGGUCUCCAGGGCCAGCUCAAUGAAGCCAGGGUUGAGAACUCACAGCUCAGCGAGAGAAUCCGCUCCAUUGAGGCCCUGCUGGAGGCAGGCCAGGCGAGAGAUGCUCAGGCCAGUCCUGCAGAGCCAGACCAGCAGCAGGCCCGCCUUAGAGAACUGGAGUCCCAGGUGAGGAGUAUGGAGAAGGAGACCACCGAGCUCAAGGAGGCAGUGGAGCAGCAGAAAGUAAAAAAUAAUGACCUACGAGAAAAGAACUGGAAGGCCAUGGAGGCACUUUCUUCUGCUGAAAGAGCCUGCGAGGAGAAGCUUCGCUCCCUAACCCAGGCCAAGGAGGAAUAUGAAAAGCAGCUCAGUCAGACGGAGACACAGACCAGGGAGGUCCUGCUGAUGCUCUUCCCCACACUCUCCACCUCAACCAGCCAGAGCUAUACCCAGUGGCUGCAGGACAUCCGGGAGAAAGCACCGGAGCUGCUGCAGCUGCAAACUUCCGCAGAGCCCUCGUUGGACCUGGCCUCCAAGCUACGGGAGGCUGAGGAAACCCAGAGCACCCUACAGGCCGAGUGUGACCAGUACCGCACCAUCCUGGGUCAGACGGAGGGCAUGCUCAAGGAGCUGCAGAAGAGUGUGGAGGAUGAGGAGCAGGUAUGGAAGGCCAAACUGAGCAGCACAGAAGAGGAUCUUCAAAAGUCACAGGUCAGAGUGAAGCAUCUCGAAGAGACUCUAGAGAAGUUACGAGGAGAACUGGAAGCUUCAGAUCAGGUGCGGGAGCACACCUCGAAUCUGGAAGCGGAGCUAGAGAAGCACAUGGCAGCUGCCAGUGCUGAGUGCCAGAGCUAUGCCAAGGAGGUGGCUGGGUUAAGACAACUUCUGUUAGAAUCUCAGUCUCAGCUGGAUGCAGCCAAGAGUGAAGCCCAGAAACAAAGCAGCGAACUUGCCCUGGUCAGGCAGCAGUUGAGUGAGAUGAAGAGCCACGUAGAGGAUGGUGCCCUGGCUGGGCCCCUGGCUGCCCCCACAGAGGCCCCCCCAGAUGAGCAAAGCCCCAUCGAGCUGAGGUCGCAGCUGGAGUGCACAGAGACCAACCUGCAGAGUGAGCAGGCACGGCGGCGGCAGCUGACAGCCGAGUUUGAGGAGGCCCAGAACUCAGCAUGCCAGCUGCAGUCUGAGCUGGAGAAGCUCCGAGGGGUCUCUGAAACAGAAACUUCACAUCUGAAGGAGAGACUAGAAAAAGAGAAGAAGUUAACCAGUGACCUGGGGCGUGCAGCCACCAAACUGCAGGAUCUUUUGAAAACCACCCAAGAUCAGCUGGCAAAGGAGAGAGACACCGUUAGAAAGUUGCAGGAGCAGCUGGAUAAAGCAGAGGAGAGCAGCUCAAAGGAGGGCACCUCUGUCUGAGUCUCCGGAGGAAAAGAAGUUACUGUUCAACUUACCAAAAUGCCUUACACAUUCCUUACAAAUAAACCAACACAGCAUUAUCCAGGCCCAACUUCGGUAGCUCUGAGAAGCCAUUAGAGAUGGAAGUCUCUUAGAACCACAGAGCUAAUCUUCCAGACCCUCAUUUGUAAGAGAAACUUUGUCCCCUACAGAAACACUAUUCCCCAGGACCAGCCCUGGACUAGGCCAGCAGACGCCAAAGCCCUUAUCAGCUGCGACAGCCCCAGGCUCUGUGCUGGGGCAGCUGGGACUCGGGGUAUUUGUGUCAAUCAGUGCAAUUGUUUGUGUUUUUGGGGGGUGGGGAGUGGGCAGUGGGCAGACCAGGCAGUAAGUCUCCAAGGCUGUGCAGUAGAUUCUGGGGUCAGUGGGAUGGUAUGGUCAGUGGUAUGUUCCAGCCUGGCUUUACAAGACGGCAUCCCCUCACCCUGGAAGACAUUGCCAACCACCACUGAUGUGUGACCUCCUGGAUGUUAUGCCAUUAAACCAAGUGUCGCCCGGC
Suncus etruscus (white-toothed pygmy shrew) is the source of this 5077-nucleotide messenger RNA. RefSeq names its product ribosome binding protein 1 (gene RRBP1). Lineage: Eukaryota; Metazoa; Chordata; Mammalia; Eulipotyphla; Soricidae. Bases 172 to 4539 code for a protein of 1455 amino acids. The record is from RefSeq and is a predicted model, not a curated record. Gene Ontology annotation, cellular component: endoplasmic reticulum membrane. The transcript is spliced from 24 exons. Gene Ontology annotation, biological process: protein transport.